CACUGCGCGGGUCCCUCCCAGGUGCGGCGCGAGAUUGCGGUGCGCGUGACAGCCCCAGGUGCGGCCUCGCGCGCUGGGCAUAGAGUGUGAGGAGACCGGAAACGGCGGCUGGGCACCGGGGAUUUACCGGAAAUACCGGCGACACCGGAUUACCCUGUCUGGAAUAGAGGAUUAGGAGUGUGCGUCGUACCUGGAAGGAGGAAGCAGCGCGGAGAGCAGACGCAGGCUGCGGGUCCUGCGCAUACUCGCUAUAUUCUCUCAGUACCCCCCGAGGAGGCCGGGGCAUUACUUUGCACAAACAACAUACACUGUGGGGGCAGGAAGACGGGGUCCACAGAGAGGGGCAGCGCAAAGAACCCCCCAAUGCUGCCUGUCACCCCAUGGACAGGCCCUUGUGGAUCUUGUGUGUAGAGCGCCGGCCGCCUGUGACAGUCCAUGUGACCCUCUGACCCGUGUGUGUUGGUACCGCGCGGACCUGCCGUCACCCCUCCCACCGCACGCACCGGAAACAUGGCCGCCGACCCCCCAGCCCGGAGCCUGGACGACAUCGACCUGUCUGCGCUACGGGACCCGGCUGGAAUAUUUGAACUGGUUGAAGUGGUUGGAAAUGGGACCUACGGACAAGUGUAUAAGGGUCGCCAUGUCAAGACAGGCCAGCUGGCAGCUAUUAAAGUCAUGGACGUGACAGAGGAUGAAGAGGAGGAGAUAAAGCAGGAGAUAAACAUGCUGAAGAAGUAUUCCCACCAUCGUAACAUCGCCACCUACUACGGAGCCUUCAUCAAAAAGAGCCCGCCGGGCAACGACGACCAGCUCUGGCUGGUCAUGGAGUUCUGCGGGGCCGGAUCGGUGACGGAUCUGGUGAAAAACACCAAAGGAAACGCCCUGAAGGAGGACUGCAUCGCCUAUAUCUGCCGCGAGAUACUACGGGGCUUGGCUCAUCUCCACAAUCACAAAGUGAUCCACAGAGAUAUCAAAGGGCAGAACGUCCUGCUCACCGAGAACGCCGAGGUCAAACUGGUGGAUUUUGGGGUGAGCGCCCAGCUGGACCGCACGGUGGGGAGGAGGAACACGUUCAUCGGCACCCCCUACUGGAUGGCUCCGGAAGUAAUCGCGUGUGACGAGAAUCCCGAUGCCACGUAUGACUACAGGAGUGAUAUCUGGUCCCUGGGAAUCACAGCCAUUGAGAUGGCCGAAGGAGCCCCCCCUCUCUGCGACAUGCACCCGAUGCGAGCGCUCUUCCUCAUCCCCAGGAACCCGCCGCCAAAGCUGAAAUCCAAGAAGUGGUCCAAGAAGUUCAUCGACUUCAUAGAAACGUGUCUGAUCAAGAACUACGUGAACCGGCCGCCGACCGAGCAGCUCCUCAAAUACCCCUUCAUCAGAGACCAGCCCACCGAGCGGCAGGUCAGGAUCCAGCUCAAAGAUCACAUAGACAGAUCCCGGAAGAAGCGCGGAGAGAAAGAUGAGACUGAAUAUGAAUACAGCGGCAGCGAGGAUGAGGAAGAGAACCACGGAGAAGAGGGGGAGCCCAGCUCCAUCAUGAACGUCCCCGGGGAGUCGACGUUACGGCGCGAGUUCCUGCGGCUGCAGCAGGAGAAUAAGAGCAACUCGGAGGCGCUGAAGCAGCAGCAGAUGGGACCCCAGCAGCGCGACUCCGAGGCCCACAUCAAGCAGCUGCUGCACGAGCGCCAGCGGCGCAUAGAGGAGCAGAAGGAGGAGCGGCGGCGCGUGGAGGAGCAGCAGCGCAGGGAGCGCGAGCAGCGGAAGCAGCAGGAGAAGGAGCAGCUGAGGCGCCGGGAGGACAUCCGCCGGGAGGAAGAGAGGAGGAUGGCAGAGAGGGAGCAGGAAUACAAGCGGAAGCAGCUGGAGGAGCAGCGUCAGUCGGAACGCCUGCAGCGGCAGCUCCAGCAGGAACAUGCGUAUCUCAAAUCCCUCCAACAACAACAGCAGCAGCAACAGCAACAACAACAGGACAAGAAGCCGCUGUACCACUACAACCACGCGGCCCUCAACCCCAGCGAGAAGCCCGCCUGGGCCAGAGAGGUGGAGGAGAGAUCGCGGCUCAACAAGCAGAGCUCACCGCUGUCCGUCACCAAGCUGAGCUCCAUGGAGUCUGCCGGGACCCCGUCGCAGACACCCCCGUCCCAGCGGCCCCCAGAGAUCCAGGAGCACAAGCCUCUCCGCAACACUCCUCAGGCCCGCGGAGCCCUCAAACCCAUCCCCCGACCCAAUUCCCUUCAAGAUCCGCCCGCCGCUCCCCCCGGCGCCCGCCAGCCGGCCGCGCUCGCUCCGGCCUCCCGGGGCCAACUGGCCCGCCAGAGCUCUGACCCCUCUCCCGACCAAGCUGCCCCUCCAGCGCGGCUAGAGCGAGGACCCUGGGUGAAAAUGGACCCAGAGAUGCCCCCUCCCAAGGUUCCUCAAAGAACGACCUCUAUCGCUACAGCGCUGAACGCCAGCGGGUCGGGGGGAAGCCGGCCGGUCCAAGCCGUGAGAGCCAGUAAUCCAGACUUACGGCGAGCAGAGAGCGGAUGGGAGAGGGGAGAUUCCCUUCUGCAAUCCCCUCACCCGAACCUGCCCCAGGCCGGAUCCCUCGAGAGGAACCGCAUAGCUCCACACAAACUGGAAGAAUCGUCUAUCGGUCCCCCGGGCAGUAAGACUCCAGGAGACGAGCAUCGAUCCCGGCCCGGACGCCCAGCGAGUUACAAAAGAGCAAUAGGAGAGGACCACCUUCUGGUGAAGGAUCGUCCUGAAGAUGUCCCCAAGCCCCCCAAGAAGGCUCUGGAUUACUCCUCCUCCAGCGAUGAGAUGGACAGCAGCGAUGAUGAUGAAGAUGAGGGUGACGCGGAGAGGCAGGAGCAGAGCAGGGAGAGCUCUUCUGCCAGAAAUGGGCGCGAUGCGGACACGGACAGCGUCAGCACCAUGGUGGUCCAUGACGUGGAGGAGCUGGUGGGAAGCACAUCCGACAGCUCGUACGGAGACGGGACGAUGAUCGUACAGAGGACCCCAGAAGAGGAGCGCAACCUGCUCCACACAGACAGCAACGGAUACACCAACCUCCCCGACGUGGUGCAGCCGAGCCACUCUCCGACCGACCCCAAGGGGCAGAGCUCGUCCCCCAGCAAGGAGGGCAGCGGCUCCGAUUACCAGUCUCGGGGUCUGGUGAAAGCCCCUCCUAAGACAUCCUUCACCAUGUUUGUGGAUCUCGGCCUGUACCAGUCGUCGGGUGGGAGCGGAGACACCAUCCCCGUGGCAGCUUCCUUUGUGUGCGGGGAUGCGGCCCGCUUGGAGCAGCUGAAGUACGAAGCCCGGAAGGGCUCCGUCGUCAACGUAAAUCCAACCAACACGAGACCGCACAGCGACACUCCCGAGAUCAGGAAGUACAAGAAGAGGUUCAACUCCGAGAUACUGUGCGCUGCCCUGUGGGGCGUGAACCUGCUGGUGGGCACGGAGAACGGUCUGAUGCUGCUGGAUCGAAGCGGGCAGGGGAAGGUGUACAGUCUGAUCACCCGCCGGCGCUUCCAGCAGAUGGACGUCCUGGAAGGGCUUAACCUGCUCAUCACCAUCAGCGGUAAGCGAAACAAACUGCGGGUUUAUUACCUCUCCUGGCUCCGAAACAAAAUCCUCCACAAUGACCCCGAGGUGGAGAAGAAGCAGGGCUGGAGCACGGUAGGCGACAUGGAUGGAUGUGUCCACUACAAAGUAGUGAAGUACGAGCGCAUCAAGUUCCUGGUGAUUGCACUGAAGAACUCGGUGGAGGUUUACGCCUGGGCCCCCAAACCCUACCACAAGUUCAUGGCCUUCAAGUCUUUUACAGAUCUUCCUCAUCGGCCUCAGCUUGUUGACUUGACGGUGGAGGAGGGUCAGAGGUUAAAGGUCAUCUACGGUUCCUCGUCUGGCUUCCACGCCGUGGAUGUGGACUCCGGAAAUAACUACGACAUUUACAUCCCAGUCCAUAUUCAGUGUCAGAUAAACCCGCACGCCAUUAUCUUCCUGCCAAACACGGACGGCAUGGAGAUGCUGCUCUGCUACGAGGACGAGGGGGUCUACGUCAACACGUACGGGAGGAUCAUCAAGGACGUGGUGCUGCAGUGGGGGGAGAUGCCGACCUCCGUGGCCUACAUCUGCUCCAACCAGAUCAUGGGCUGGGGCGAGAAGGCCAUCGAGAUCCGCUCAGUGGAGACGGGGCACUUGGAUGGCGUCUUCAUGCACAAGCGUGCCCAGCGGUUAAAAUUUCUUUGUGAACGUAAUGAUAAGGUGUUUUUUGCCUCUGUUCGUUCUGGUGGCAGUAGUCAGGUCUACUUCAUGACUCUAAAUCGCAGCUGUAUCAUGAACUGGUGAAAGCCGAGCACUUGGAGGACGAGACGGCAAGACGGCUCCCCCGUACACUGGAGUUCCCCUCCCCCGCGCACCGCAGGCCCUGCUCUCUUGUAUAUCGCGCCGGCCAUGAUAAUUUACCCCCAUGCACGCGGCACCUUGCUGCUUUCAUGCGUUGUAAUGUAUUGGGGUGCAAUAUGAGCCCCCCAGAAAUCCUAAUCCUUAAUCGCGCGCCCUCUAUAUUUCCAGGGUUCGGGGAGGGGGUCGUUAACGGGAGAGACGUGAUGCUGGCCCACUUCCUGCCACAAGGCAUUCUGGGUAUGUCGACCCUGUUCCAAUGGAUGGUCCCUACUUCCUGUCAAUCAUACAGAGCUCUCUGUGUGAUUGGAUAGCAGCACAGCCCCCCCCUCUCCUCUCACAUGCACAGAAGCUGAUGCACUUUCCCCAAAAUGCUAACCAUAAAGGCACUUUAAAGGCAAUUACCCUCCCCCCCCGGCCCUCCUCAAUCCAAAGCCGCACGGCCACCUUACCCCCAAAGCCAUCGAUAUGCCCCCCCCCAUAAUACCUGCUCAGCACCCAAAGAGAUGUUCUGCUCC
Molecule: messenger RNA, 4907 nt
Organism: Spea bombifrons (plains spadefoot toad)
Lineage: Eukaryota; Metazoa; Chordata; Amphibia; Anura; Pelobatidae
Gene: MINK1
Product: misshapen like kinase 1
Exons: 33
Coding region: 511-4335 (1274 amino acids)
Biological process (GO): protein phosphorylation
Molecular function (GO): protein kinase activity; ATP binding
Source: RefSeq, a predicted model, not a curated record